CCCGCCAGGACACAGGAAGUGCUUGUUGUCACCCAGAAUAACUUCCCCAGUCCCUGUCUCCGCUCCCUCGUGCUGUGCGGAUAGCUGUCCCGGGGGAUCCAGGAUCGCUCGCACACCGUGACCGGAGCCAGCAGCUGGCGCCAUGCAGGUGAGAGCGAGGCCGGACUGACAGCACAGCUCGCCCUCCGCCAUGGGAACCGUGAUUGUUAUUAUCACGCCAUGUGCUUCUUCCUGUAUAGAGCGUCGGGCGGGGAGGUCUGGGAGAAACGGACAUUGUGUUAUUAUUUUAUAUAAUGGGGUCCUGUCACUGUUAUCAUGUGUAAGGGGGCUGCGCUUUAUGUAGGGGGGCUGUGCUUUCUGUAAGGAGGGGGGCGAGCUUUCUGUGGAGGGCUGUGCUUUCUGUAGGGGGCUGUACUUUCUGUGAGGAGGGGGCUGUACUUUCUGUAUGUACUUUCUGUGAGGAGGGGGCUGUACUUUCUGUGAGGAGGGGGCUGUGCUUUCUGUAAGGAGGGGCUGCUUUCUGUAAGGCACUUUCUGUAGGGGGCUGUACUUUCUGUGAGGAGGGCUGUGCUUUCUGUAAGGGGGCUGUGCUUUCUGUAAGGGGGCUACUUUUUGUGGGGGCUAGCUUUCUGUAAGGGAUGUGAGGAGGGGGCUGUGCUUUCUGUAGGGGGCUGUACUUUCUGUGAGGAGGGGCUGUGCUUUCUGUAAGGGGGGCUGUGCUUUCUGUGGGGGCUGUACUUUCUGUGGGGGGCUGUGCUUUCUGUAAGGGGGCUGUGCUUUCUGUAAGGGGGCUGUACUUUCUGUGAGGAGGGGGCUGUGCUUUCUGUGGGGGCUGUGCUUGUGGGGGCUGUGCUUUCUGUAAGGGGGCUGUGCUUUCUGUAAGGGGGGCUGUACUUUCUGUGAGGAGGGCUGUGCUUCUGUGGGGGGCUGUAAGUGGGGCUGUUUCUGUGAGGAGGGGGCUGUGCUUUCUGCUGUGCUUUCUGUAAGGGGGGCUGUGCUUUCUGUAAGGGGGCUGUACUUUCUGUGAAGGGGCUGUACUUUCUGUGGGGGGCUGUGCUUUCUGUGGGGGCUGUGCUUUCUGUGGGGGGCUGUGCUCUGUAGGGGGGGCUGUGCUUUCUUUGGGGGGGCUGUGUGCUUUCUGUAAGGAGGGGGCUGUGCUUUCUGUGCUUUCUGUAAGGGGGCUGUGCUUUCUGUGAGGGGGCUGUGCUUUCUGUGAGGGGGGCUGUGCUUUCUGUGGGAGGGGCUGUGCUUUCUGUGGGGGGGCUGUGCUUUCUGGGAUGAGGGGCUGUGCUUUCUGUGAGGGGGCUGUGCUUUCUGUGAGUCCCAGGUAUAUUGAGUGAUAAAUCUUACUGUUUAUCUACUGAGGGCAGAUACAGAGAAAUCUUAUUCCAGGUUUAUUUACAGUUAAUUUCCACAUAAUUAUGGGAAAUAUAAUCUAAAAGCAGCUGAAGGGCCAAAACAGAGCAUCCCCUAGGGCUAAGCUCAAUGUAACCAACAUGUCAUUCCCUAAUAACAUUACAGAGUGAUUGCCUUACAUCACAGCUCUGGGCACAUUACAUAUUUGCCCCAAGCUGAGGAUUUUGGUUGCCGGGUACCCAGUAUCUCAGAACUGCCCAUUAGGAUUGCUGUAUAUGUUUUCCUGGACACGUGCUUUCAUGAUGUUGAUGGUAUGUGCCUGGAAAGUGCUGUCUAUUAAUACAACUUAUAUGGUGCAGGGUUCUGGGGAUGGUCCUUUACUGGGUCACCUCGGCACUAAUCAGAAUAAGAUACAGUACAUUUUUCACUAUGUUUUUUGUGAAUGGGGAGCUACUAUCAGCCUAUAAGCAGUGUCCAGUCUGAGGUUUUAUGAUUUAAGCCUCUGACUCAAACGGAAGUGGAGGGGCGGUCACUGUACUGAAGACUUGGAGGUUAAAACCGUUCGUUAAUGGUCAGGGAUGGGGAAUUCCUAUUGCCCAUUCUGGGUGCCGGCAGGAAAAUUUUCAAUUUAUUUUCCUAUUUUCCCUAACACAUGGACGGGCCAGGGAGUGUUUGGUUUGAACCUCCAUCGGGUGCAAGUACAGUAAUCGCACCCUAACUGUCCUGCACUUACUAAUGAAUAUCGGGCCACUAGGAAGCAAUCACUGUGCUUUGCACCCGAAGGAGCUGCAAAACAGGCUGUUCGGGCUGCUCUACCUUCGACCCAGGCUGUCAUACUGUCAGCUCGUGGGUGGGGGCUGGCAUCGGGCUCAGCAUCAGAAUUUCAAUCUACUUAAUGCUGAGAUGCCCUCCCCACAUAAAGACACCAGACAAACUACACACUGCAAGUAUACUAUGAGAGGGAUAGACAUUCAAGUUGUGGCCCCCAGUAUUUCUAUUUAAAAUUAUUUUGUGGGCCUGAACAAGUAGCUCACGUGGAUUGGGUUACCACUCUAGUCUCAUGGACAAGUAGAUUUCUACUACUCUGAUGAUUUAACUCCUAAAGGUAAACUUGCACCAAGGACCUCCAUGUACUAUAACAAAUUAAAGGUAAUCUAUAGUGUUAGCCAUACAAAGUUGUAUUCCUAACUCCAUAGUGCCCCCUGGGCCCACCCCCUCCCUCAUGCCCUUUAUGGCACUUAAAGGGAUAAAAACUCUUAAUUUACUUACCUAAUUCCAGCUCCGACAUCAUCCGAUGCAGGGACCUAAUACGCAUACAGAGCAUGAGGAUGUCCAGCAUCGUUUAAGGGACUCAGACUCCGCUAGAAUCCAGGAAGUGCCUCUAGUGGCUGUUUAGUAGAGAACCACUAGACAGUCUUAGUACUGCAAUAUAAACAUUGCAGUUUAUGAGAUACUGCAAUAUUUUACAUUGCAGGACUAAAGGGGACAGGGGCAUCUAGACCACUUCAAUGAGCUGAGGAGCUCUGGGUGCCUACAGUGUUCCUUUAAUUCUAAUUAAGUUGCUAUGGUGCCCAGAGUGUUACAUAAAUCAGUAGCCAAAUAUCCCUGGAUUUGCCUUGAUUAUUUUUUAUUUAUUUUGACCAAUAUUAGCAAUGGGUUAUGUACAGUAAGACAGAUGUAAAUACUAAGAAGCACUAAUGGUGUCAUGCCUACUCGAACAUUUGUAUGUUACUACAGUAGCUCCCUUUUUGUUUAUUAUUAUGUUAUUAUUUAUAUAGUGCCAACAAAUUCUGCAGCGCUUUACAGUGGGUGGACUAACAAACAUGUAGUUGUAAUCAGACAAGUUGGACACACAGGAACAGAGGGGUUGAGGGCCCUGCUCAAUGAGCUUACAUAUAGAGGAAGUGGGGCAAAGUGACACAAAAUAGUAUUAGAUUAAUGACAGUUGCAAGAGAGGAAUCAGUCGGGAGCUAUUAACAGUUUAAUAGAUACGCUUUUAUGAAGAAGUGGGUUGAACCUGUUUAAAUUUGUUCAGCAUUAGCACAGCACAAUGUCUAGCAUACACCGAUUUCUCCUGGUGUAUCAUGUGCAGGGACGUAUUAGCCGCGAGGCAAACAAGGCAUUUGCCUUGGGCGGCAUUUUUCAGGGGGCGGCAAAAAACGCCGCCCCCCAAAUGCCCAGGGCAAAUGCCUUGUUAGCCUUGCGGCUAACUGACAUCCCGAGUGGCUGCAGGGCGGGCGGCGCUGGGCAGGCGGCUGGCGAGGGAGCUCUUCCCCUGAGCGCUCUGCUCAGCUCCCUCGCGCACCGCAAAGUGAGGCUGGGAGCCGGAAGAUGACGUCAUAUUCCGGCUCCCAGCCUCACUCUGCAGCCGACGGGCGAGGGAGCUGAGCAGAGUGCUCAGGGGAAGAGCUCCCUCGCCAGCCGCCUGCCCAGCGCUGCCCGCCCUGCAGCCACUGGACCACCAGGGAGAGAGACCGCCCCCCCCCAGCACUCCCAAAGGUAAGGAGGUUGGGGGGGGAUUUAAAUUUAAAAAAAAGUUAAUGUGUGUGUGUUUGUGUCUGACUGUGUGUGUGUUUGUGAGUGUGUGUGUAUUUGUCUGUGUAUGUGUCUCACUGUGUGUGUGUGUGUGUUUGUGUCUGACUGUGUUUUUGUUUGUGUAUGUGUCUGACUGUGUGUAUGUGACUGUGUGUGUGUGUGUGUUUGUGUCUGACUGUGUGUGUCUGACUGUGUGUGUGUUUGUGUCUGACUGUUUGUGUCUGUGUAUGUGUCUGACUGUGUGUGUGUUUGUGUAUGUGUCUGACUGUGUGUGUAUGUGUCUGACUGUGUGUGUUUGUGUCUGACUGUGUGUCUGACUGUGUGUGCGUGUGUUUGUGUCUGACUGUGUGUGUGUGUGUGUAUUUAGAAGGUGGGGCGGGGGGAAGGGUUGGGUGGGGGUGGCGCGGGGGGGAGGGGGCGCCUGAGUUUUGUCCUGCCUAGGGCAGCACAAAACCAGGAUACACCACUGAUCAUGUGCCAAUACAUUUUGUUCUGUGCUUUAAGGCAGACCAUUACCAUGCAUCUUAUGGCUACACCAGUUCUGUUUCCAGCUGUUGUUGUAUUGUCUUUUAGCUUGUUUAGCACCACAAAGGUUGCCUAAAACAGCUGUAUCUCUAAAUGUGACCUAGCUCUAGAUUGUAAGCAAUAAGGUCCCACUCUGUUCUUGUGACUGUUGUAAACGUGCACAUUGUCUUACAUAAUGGAACCUUUUGAUGCUGUGAUCCAAUAAAGGACCACCAUAGGCACCAAGACCACUUCAGCUCAGGUUAACCCUGCAGCAAUAAACAUAGCAGUUUCAGGGAAACUGCUAUGUUUACACUAGGGUUAAUCCAGCCUCUAGUGGCUGUCUCAUUGACAGCCGCUAGAGGCGCUUCUGUGCUUCUCACUGUGAAAAUCAGUGAGAAGACGCUAACAUCCAUAGGAAAGCAUUGAGAAAUGCUUUCCUAUGGACUGAUUUAAUGCGCGCGGCUCCCUCCGCGCAUGCGCAAUCCGCAGAAGACGUCAGAAGAGGGAGGUGAGUCCCCCGCGCCGAGGGAGCCCGGCGCUGGCAAAAGGUAAGCAUUUAACCCCUUCCUCCCCCUUCAGCCCGGCGAGAGUGGGACCCUGAGGGUGGGGGGGAACCUAAAGACGCUAUAGAGCCAGGAAAGUAAGUUUGUUUUUCUGGCACUAUAGUGGUCCUUCAAGAGUAUUUUUGUAUUUCUGUCUGCCUGUAUUUGGUUUUUAAUUAAUGUAUCUUAAUAUCCCCAUUUCUUGCAUAGGAUCCAAAUGCCGACACAGAGUGGAAUGAUAUUUUACGUAAACAUGGCAUUGUUCCUCCAAAAGAGACCCCAAAGGAUGAGGAGGCAGAAGAAGAAGAUGUCCUUCAGCAACAGUCAGUAGGUGAGUGACACACAAAUGCAGGCUGGUUAUGCUUUGCAUUAGAACAAGGCUGCAACAUUUGUUUUUUCUUACUUGACAAUAUGUUACAAACUUUAAAACAAGUACAUUUCCAUACUCCUAUAGAAUACACACUUUGAGUCCUUAUAUGCAAUAAGACUAAUAAAAACAGAUCUACCUAAACAUAAUAAAAUAAUGACCCAUAGUCUAAUAGCAAGUAAAAAAAAAAAAUAAAGAGUGAAUUUCCUGUUAGUAAAAGUAUCUGCUCACAUAAAUAAUAGACUCACACAAAGAAGAAAGUGGGAGAGAGAUAAAAGGCAAUGUAAAACAUUUAUGAUAAAAAACAAGCGGUUUGUAAGCAUAACAAACCUUUUUAAUUUUUGCUGUCAUACUUUUAUGCUGAUUUUAUUUAGUAUAAAAGUGUAAUGAAAAUGCAGUACCCACAAUGAGGGAUGCAGUUCUUAAGACAAUAGGGAGCAGGGGAAUAUUUGAUGGUAAUCGACAUAAAACCUUAGAGUACAUGCACAGACUGCUAAGAUGUGAUGCAAGUUCCAAGGUAAUUGGCAUGAUAAAAUGAAUAACCAGUCUAAAAGUGAAGCCGGUUGACACAGCAAUGCUUUAAAGGUAUUUAGUGAGGUGAAAAGUAUUUCACAGUAUCAAAUGCUUUUCAAGCAUUAUAGUCUGACAAGAUUGCAUGACCAGUACUGAAGGCAAAUCAAACACGUGUGACGUGAACUAGCUACCAAAAUGAUAUUUUUAGAGGUAAGAAUAUAUUCCAACUGAGAAUCACUUAAAAUGGCAGCACUCCCAAAGGAAGUGAACAGAACGCCUCAGUAUUUAUUUAUUUAUUACUGGUAUUUAUAAAGCACCAACAGAUUCCACAGUGCUGUACAAUUAGAGGAGAACGUACAAUAUACACAGACAAAUACAAGACGUAGAGAGAGGCCUGCCCAUAAGGUGAAAUCUAGCCAUUGGAGCUCUUUUAUACAAAGUGCUUAGCUAGAUAGUCCAUGAGCUUACAAUCUAAAGGAUACAGUGGGGAUUUGAGACAAGAGGUAGCAGGGGAAAAAUAAAGUAUGUCAUUACAUUCUUUAAAAAAGCAAACUAGGUUGUGGAAGAUAAAGUCAGUUUGCUUUUUAUUGCCAUUUGUUUAAUAUUUUUGCUUUUGUUAUUAAUCCCUACCUUGGAAUUUUUUCUUCAAUAAAUAUCCAUAAUAUUUUAAUCUGUUCCCAUAAUAAAAUAUUCCAACAAAAUAAAGAAGACAGUCUAAACUUAAAAUACAGUUGCAUUACAAUUAUAAUUCAAGUGUUGCUUUAAAUAAGGAGGCCACGAAGUCAUUUGAGUGACCUUAAAACUACCUUUAUAAAGCUAUGUUUCAUAUGUAAAUUUGUCUUGUAGGCACAUGUCAUGAAUAGAACUCCUGCUAAAAAAACAAAAGUGAAGUGAAAAGAGAGGGAAAAAAAGGGGUGGGGGUCUAUUGUAUUAUAUAUUAAAUCUUAAGUCUCUGCACUGAGAUACUCUGUUAUUUAAAUUAUUUAAAUUUCUUUCCACCACUUUUAACUCCUCACUGAAAGGGGCUUGAUAAAGGGGCUGUUUGAAGAUACGUCCGCCAUUUGUCGGUUACUUUAGGGCUUAAUUUUCCUAUUUUUGUUUGAUUCCACAUGAUAAGUUCAUAAUCUACUGUAGUAGACAUUAAUUUCUUGUAAAGAUGGCAAAUUUGAAGAUUUCCCGUUUCUGGCUAUUAGUAUUGCUGUUGUUGAUAGGAGUAGAAUUUUUCUCCGUGAAACUUUAUCUAUGGUUUCUGAUAAAGCUUUUAGAAGUAUCAUCUUAGGGGUAUGUUCAAUCUUGUGAGAUGUAAUUUCUUGAACCAAUGAUACUAUAUCUUUCCAAAGAGUAUUUACCUUAUCACAUGACCACCACAUAUGCAUCAUGUACCUUUAUGCGAAUGGCACCUCCAACCAACAUCUUCUGAUUCCGGAUAAAUUGAUCUAAGACGAGUUGGUACCAUAUACCAUCUAUAUAGAAUCUUUCGAGAUGUUUAAAAGUGGGAUGUGCAUGUUGAAAGUUCUUCAUGUGCUGUGAAAAUGUUUCCCCAUUCCUCUUGUUAUUGUUUCUUGAAUAUCAGUUUGUUAUUCUGUCAUAAAUUUCCAUUUUGUUAUUUCUUGUGAGUUGUUGAGGCUAUAAUAGCAAAUCGAUAAUAUUCUUUUUGGUGAGGAUAAAGCUGCACAUAGUUGUUCAAAUUUCAUAAUAGAGGAUCGUAAAGUUUGUUGAAUUGUGCAUAUGUUAUUGUUGAUCAUAAGUGCUUUUAUUUGAAGGUAUGCAAAAUUAAAAUGUGAAGGAAGUUCAAAUUCUAUUUGGAGGUCAGGAAAAAGCUUUAGACCAUCUGUUUUGAAAAGAUGAAAAAUAUUUGUAAUACCUCUUCGGCUCCAUUGAGCAUAGGGAAAUGUGUUGUUGCAAAUAUAUAAGAUUGUAAGAGGAGCCGCUAAUGACCAAGGGUAUGAUGAACAUAAUUUUACUCUGUUGAUAUCCCAUAUAUUAAGUAAGAGCUUGGUAGUAGAUAGAAUAUCCUGGGGUGUCUUUCGUCUUUGUUUAGGCAACCAGAUCAAAGAAGGUAACUCAAGAGGUCCGCUAUAGCUAUUUUCUAUAGCAACCCAUUGGGGGGUAUAGUUACUUAAAAGUGCGCUAAUUAAUUUGUUAGAAUUGCCGAGUAAUAAUAUAAUUUCAAGUUUGGGAAGCCCAUGCCACCAUGUUUCACUUGUCUCAGAAUUAAUCCUUUUGGGACUCGAGAGUAUUUCCCGCCCCAGUUAAAGUGAAUAAGUAUCGCCUGCAGGGUUGAAAUAUACCCUUGCGGAACUUUGAUUUGUAAUGAUCUGAAUAGAUAUAACAUUUUUGGUACUAUGGUCAUUUUAAUUGCCGCUAUUUACAUAUGUGACCAAAAUGUAAUUUGAGCUUUUUGAAUACAGAUAAUAUUAGUGUCAUAUAGUAACUCACCAAAACUAAUACAUUAUAAAAUAAGUUAAAAUCCCACGUAUAACAUAGGUUGAUUGUUUUACUCUUAACGAGGGUAAUAUGGGGAGGUGAUUUGUAUACUAUAUGUCAUGUAUAGUGAGUGAAGGUAAACCUUUUCCCCCUUCCUUUUUCUUUUUUCUGUAUCCUUUAUAUGUCAAAAAUGAAUAAAAACAUUUAAACUGGAAAAUAAAGCUAUGUUUCCAUCUUUUGCUCCAGUUAAGACAUAUGAAACUCUGGAAGAGAAUGAAGAUGAUUUUAAUGAGGAAGAUGAGCAUGCCAUAGAACUAUACAGGUAUGUAACUUUUCAUUGGAAGUGUAUGGAAGUGUAGAUUUGUAUUUCUAAUGCUAUAGGGUCCAGUUUGUAAGGAAAAAUUUGUAAAAUAAAGGUUUAACUUAACUUUUCUCCAGCACCGAGACUCCCUCUGUGCCACUGACACUCUGCCUCCUGCAACAUCAUCGUGGAGGCAUUGCAUUCCAGGCAUCAUCCUAUCCAUUGUACCCCAUACAGGCAGUGGCGUACAUACCAGGGUCGCAGGGGUCGCGGCUGCGACCGGGCCCGGCCCACCAGGUAUGUACCUACAGGGCCAGCCUCUUCUCCUGGGGGGGCCCAGGAGGCGGCCACCUCUGGGCCCCCCGAGGCUGGCCCUGCUGUCACCGGGCAGGCAGGCGGGAGGGCGCGCGAGGGAGCACUCUGCUCUGAGUGCUUCCUCUACAGCUCCCUCGCGCACCGCACUGAUGCCGUAGCUGGAAGAUGACAUCCCUAUGCGGCGCGAGAGGGAGCUGAAGAGAAGGCACUCAGAGCAGAGUGCUCCCUCGCGCGCCGGCCACCCAGGAGCCCCAGGAGCCCAGCAGCACCACCACUGGACCCCAGGGAAUCCCCCCAGCACUCUAAAAGGUAAGGAGGCUGGGGGGAUUAAAUUUAAAAAAAAAAUUGUGUGUGUUAGUGUGUGUGUGUUAGUGUGUGUGUCAGUGAGUGUGUCUGUUAUUGGGUGUGUGUCUGCUAGUGAGUGUUACUGUGUGUGUCUGUUACUGAGUGUGUUUGAUGUCUGUUAGUGAGUGUGUGUUUGUCAGUGAAAGUGUAUGUUUUGUAAGUGAGUGUGUAUGUAUGUCUGUCGCUGAGUGUGUCUCUGUCAGUAAAUGUGUGUGUCUGUUAGCUAGUGUGUAUGUGUCUGUUCGUGAGAAUGUGUGUGUGUGUCUUCAGCAUUUACCUUUCUCCAGCGUCAGACUCCCUUGGUGCUGGGGAUCCCUCCGCCUCUCAGCUCCGAAUGCACAUGCGUGGCAAGAGGCGCGCGCGCACACAUUUAAACCGCCCAUAGGAAAGCAUUAAUCAAUGCUUUCCUAUGGACGUUCAGUGUCUUCUCACUGUGAUUUUCACAGUGAGAAUCGCGGAAGCUCCUCUAGCAGCUGUCAAUGAGACAGCCACCAGAGGCUGGAUUAACCCUCAGUGAAACAUAGCCGCAGGGUUAAAACUAGAGGGACCUGGCACCCAGACCACUUCAUUGAGCUGAUGUGAUCUGGGUGUCUGUAGUGGUCCUUUAAGUGUGUGUGCAUACCGUGGUCGCGGGGUCGCAGCCCUGCAACCCCUGCGACCAGGUGCCUGCCGCCAUGUGUUGCGGCCCCAACCCGCGCCGAGUAAGCGCGGGGGGGGGCCCACGGAUCAAUUUUUGCACCGGGGCCCCAUGGGUCAUGUGUACGUCACUGCAUACAGGAGCAGCAGGGACGUGAUGUAAAUAUGUGGCGUCUGCGCACGCAAUCAAAUGCUUCUCAAAGGAAAACAUUGAAUUCAGUGCUUUCCUAUGAGCUACAUUUGGUCACGUUGUAGGGUUAACAGGACGGGAACACUUCAUUGAGAUGAAAUAAUCUUGGUAACUUUAGUAGUCAUUUUAAAUGUAUUAGUGGCAGACAAUUGCUGGGUAUGUGCUUGAUUUUAUGUUUGUACUAUACAAUUUUCAGUAUUAUGCUUUUAGUCCUCUCUGAAUGCAAACCAACAGUUUGUUUAAAAAAUAAUGGCUUUCAAUUCUUUUUUCAGGCUGCAGCGAAUAGCUCAGUGGCAAGCAACUCAAGUGAAAAAUAAAUUUGGCGAGGUGGGAGAAAUAUCAGGACAGGAUUACGUCAGAGAAGUGACAGAAGCAGGCAAAGGCAUUUGGGUCAUUUUGCAUCUUUAUAAGCAAGGGUAAGCUACAUUGUUCAGAGCAAUGAGUUUUGAAAAGUCUUCUUGAAUAUUCCUGUCUAAUUAUUAGUGAGAUCCUAAUCUAUGCAGAUUUCCUUCAACUAAGAACAUUAGAAAUCAGGUAGUUAUCAUUUGUACAGCAGGCUAAACACCAGUGUAUUUCAUGACAAAGUGCUAUGCAAUAGGGGUAUAUCUGUUAAAAAAUGUGAAAGAUUCUGUCAUAGGUUAAUGCUAAUGAAUCCAUGCAAGUGAGAGGGAAAGACAAGUAUCUGUUCCAUUCUAAAACCAGUGAUAAUGUGCCAGUAAUUCAUCCAUUUCGGGGGUUAAUCCAUAAGAGCGGUAGUAACCAGUAAAUCCUUCAAUUAAGGGAGCAUCUGAUUUGGCACUGACCAAAGUAUCCAAUGAUCUACUCACUGCAAAAUCUCAUGGUCACUACUCUAUCCCAAUUCUCCUUGACCUGUCUACGGCUUUUGACACUGUUGAUCAUCACCUUGUUCUCAUCCUCCGCAAUAUCUGUCUACAAGAUAUUGCUCUCUCCUUGUGCUCCUCCUACCUCUCCCAGCGCUCUUUCAGUGUUUCUUUCUCUGGCCCUGCUUCUUCUCCCCAACUCCUCUCUGUUGGUGUCCCCCAAGGUUCAGUCCUUGGUCCCCUACUGUUCUCCAUUUAUACUGCCUCCCUUGGUAAACUCAUUAGCUCCUGUGGCUUCCAAUAUAAUUUAUAUGCAGAUGACACGUAAAUCUACCUGUCCUCUCCUGAUCUCUUCCCGUCCCUCUUGACUAGUGUCUCUGAUUGCCUCUCUGCUAUUUCUAACUGGAUGGCUGCCUACUCCCUUAAACUAAACUUGACCAAAACUGAAAUUCUGGUCUUUCCUCCCUCAAGUGCUGUUACUCCUGUGUCUGUCUCCCUCCAAGUCAACGGUGCUACCAUCAGCUCCUCCACGCAGGCUCGUUGCCUGUGUGUUCUCUUUGACACCGACCUAUCCUUCGAGCCUCAUGUUCAGUCUAUCGACAAAUCCUGUUGUUUCCACCUCAAAAACAUUGCGCGCAUCCCAUUCCACUGUCCUUUCUCGCCUUGACUACUGUAAUCCACUUCUCAGUGGUCUUAGUGCUCCCAACUUGCGCUGUUACAGUCCAUAAUGAAUACGGCGGCGAGGCUCAUCUUCCUGUCCGCCCGCACCUCCCACGCCUCACCCUUCUGUCAGUCUCUACAUUGGCUUCCUGUUAGAUAUAGGGCUCAAUUUAAAAUUCUGGUUCUUGCUUUCAAAUCUCUAAAUAAUGCUGCUCCCUCCUUCAUCUAUCCUCCCUAAUACACAAGUAUGUCCCGUCUAGGCCCUUACGCUCUGCUAAAGACUUACGUCUAUCUUCUGCCGUACUCCCACCUCUGAUGCUCACCUUCAAGACUUCUCGAGGGCUGCACCGUUCCUGUGGAACUCACUUCCCUCCUCCAUUAGAUGCUCAUCCAGUCUCCACUCCUUCAAAAAAUCAUUAAAAACCCACUUCUUCAUAAAAGUGUAUCAAUUAAACUGUUAAUAGCUCCCGACUGAUUCCUCUCUUGCAACUGUCAUUAGUCUAAUACUAUCCUUACCUUUUGUGUCACUUUACCCCACUCCCUCUAGCAUGUAAGCUCAUUGAGCAGGGCCCUCAACCCCUCUGUUCCUGUGUGUCCAAGUUAUCUGGUUACAACUACAUGUCUGUUCGUCCACCCACUGUAAAGCACUGCGGAAUUUGUUGGCAUAAUAAUAAUAAAAAUUAAUAAACAAACCUAGCAAAAAAACAAUAUUAAUCCAAGAGUGCAAGGGUUAUCCAUAGUACUUAAUCCACGACAUUGAUCAGGAUCAGCAAUGGAGUAAUCUUAAUAUUUUGUUCCGCAACUUGGGUCAAGUAACAACUCUGCUUUUGAUACCUAGAAUUAAUCUGAGCUCUUGCUAAAUAUUUUGUGAGACCUAAAUACACAAGGAGGUGUUCCUGUGAAGGUUUUAUGCAACUUUGUCUCCUUUUGAAGUGUUUCCAUGUUUUAUUAUAGUCUGUUUCAACAAAAUGGGCUUUUAAUGGUUCCGCAGACCAGAUUUGCAAAUCCGCUAUUUGGCUGUUGCCACACACUUUUAUGGAAUCAGACAUCUAAGCCUCUCUAAGCUUUAUAUAGAUGAAAGAUGCUCCAAGUGGUGGUGAAGAAAUAGAACAACAUACCCUUCAGUCAUCUUGUGACUUCCUGGUAUUGAUACUGCUUGAAUCUGCAUGAAGAAAAAAAAAGUUAUGUCACUGUAACUUUCUUUUUCAAAUAGGUUUUGCAUGAAUUAUUGACUCUUUUCCUUCUGGGGAGAUUUUGGCUUUUCAGUAUUUUCUAGUUGAUGUUGGAGAAGCAAAGGUUAUUUACUUGCAAAAAAUAUAUAUAUUUUAGAUUGAGCUGGCUUCCUUCUAAGACGCAUUCAAAAGCCAUAUUGUUAUUACCAUUAAUAAUAUAAAAAUAAAUACAUCGAGUAAGCAUAUUUUUAUAUAUUUUUCCCUUUUUAAUUUUUUUUUUGUAUUUGUUUUUCUUAAAUUGUAUGCCAUUUAUGAGAUCUUUAAGCUUAUGUUUUGAAGAAACAUUCUAACAACAUUGUGUCUUUUAGAAGACAAAUCUGGUCAUCUAGAAUAUUCCAAGUAUUUAACUUCACUUAGGUUAAAAUGUUUGAAUUGUUUAUUUAUUACUGCAAUUGGAAAAGUAUAGACUGUUUGUUUGAGAUUAUAGAUUAUUUCUGUACUAAUUGCAUCUCUCUGGUUCUCCUCUUGGCUUCUAGAAUCCCAAUAUGUACUCUGAUCAAUCAGCACCUAUCGGUACUCGCGAGAAAGUUUAAAGAUGUGAAAUUCCUAAAAGCCAUUUCUACAACUUGUAUUCCCAACUAUCCUGACGAGAAUCUGCCCACCAUAUUUGUAUACCUUGAUGGAAACAUUCAAACUCAGUUCAUCGGGCCACUUAUGUUUGGUGGCAUGAAUCUUACCAAAGAUGGUAGGUGAAAAUAUGCUAGUGUUUUAAGAAAGCAAAUGUAAACAGAGGCCAUUAAAUAGUAUCAACCUUCAGGAAGUGUGUGUGUGUGUGUAUAUAUAUAUAUUUGAUUUUCUCACCCCUCCUGGGUGGUAUGUUUAUUCCUCAUUCUCGGGUCCUCUACCAGAGGCCUGGGAGUUUGACAGUUCUGCACAGUAUCUUAGCUGUUCCUACUGGCUAUAAUCACUAGCUCCAGUAAGAGCUACACAGCUAUACCUGCUAGACUCUCUGGAGUAGGAGAGGUCCACCCACUGGAAGCUGGAUCCUGGGCUUGGGGCCAGGGUGGUUGGAAGACAGCAAGACCCCAGUCAAGCUAUGGUGGGUAAGAGGCUACGGUGCUUAUGGUGUCCGGUGUUGUGCAUAUAGUACUCCAGGCUACUAGUAAGCAGCGAUUGGUGGAGGCAUCCAGUCGAGGUGCCAGGCGGUCCUUCACACUGGGGCUGACCAACUCUUAAUGUGUGCUGCUCUCUGUUGGAUAUCUUCAACUGUGAUAGUGACUGGUUCCUGUUCUGGCAGCAUGCAGUGGUCUGCUUUUAGGUCUAGUAGCCACUGGGCCUUGGUAGUAUGAGAUGCUUCUUUCUCCCAGAUAUUCUUCCAGUACUGUUCAGUCUCAGUUUUGGGUGGGUCUUGCGAGGAGAUGUGGUGGUCACCCUGUAGCUGUGCAUACACCUUGGAUGGUUCUUUGGUAAAGAGGGCAUUGAUUCUCUUAGUCUCUGCUUCUCUGGUGUAUCUGCUCAGUCUGGUUGUCAGUGCUGUCAGUCUUUGCUUAGCUGUUUCCGGUGCCUCUGGUAUAGGCAGAUCCUUGUUUUUCUGCAGCAGCCAGGAUCUGUCUUUGAUCUUUCCACCUCUGUUAAGUUGAUCCAGCUUACUAACUUUCUUCCAUGUUGUCUUUAUCUUGGCUUCCAGUCAUAGUCUCCAUGGUGGGCAUUGCUUCUCUUUGAGCCUGAUCUUGUAGUCAAGUAGCUGGAGGACCACUAAUUCUGUGUCAUAUAUGAGCCUGUUGGUCUCUGUGAUGGUGCAGGUUGGGAUUGUGGACAACGCUUCAUUAACUGAAGCCAGCAUGCUGUCUGGUGGUAGCUUUCCAGUGAUCUUCGGUAGUCAUGUCCACUGGUCAACGACUGCUUGUUUUAAUAGGAUCAUUUCCCUUUUAUCUGUUAUGCCAUCUUGGGGUAUGAAUUCAGGUUGACAAUUCUCUGGUGCAGGUAAGAAUGUGGGUAUGGGAAUUUCUUCCUCCUCAUGGUGCAUGAUUGAUUUCUUCUGUAGUUUAUUUAUUUCCAGUUGUGACACUAGAUUUCUCUUGAAGAUGUUCAAACGUCGUGUAACCAGCUGUUUUGGUGUUAGGGUAGAUGAUGCUCUCUUGUUCAUCUAUAGCUCCCACAUAUGUUUCAUGUAGCCUCUCUUGUUGGGGCUGCUGUUGUAGUAGCAUUCAAGCAGGUCUAGCUUCUCGUUCCGUGUCCAGGAAUGAUUUGUUCCAGUAGCCCACUUGUCAGAUUGCCCUAGUUCCCUAGCAUCUGACGCGGACCUUGUUAAUCCAGGGGAUGUCCGAGCCGGCAUGACUCUCUUGGUUCGUGUUGCUCUCAUAUUAUUGAGGUGGGAUAUAAAAUAUACAGGCAUACCCCACUUUUAAAGUGAAGCAAUACCUUUUUUUUCACUUCCCAAUGUAUGUACUGCAUUGCAAUAGUCACUUACAGGCAUGACUGAUAUAAAUAAUGUAUUGAUAGUGUUAGAAUGCCAGGUUUUAAAGCAUGGUUUAUGAAGAACAAUUGUUGAAGGGCAUUUGUCUCCAAUAGGUCAGAUCUCUCAUGAAAGCCAUUGUGGAGAAGACAUGUGAGGCAUUGCAAGUCUUCUGGCAUUUGAGGAGGGUUAAAAAUGUUUGCAUGUGGAGAUGUAAUGAUUUUGGCACUAUAUAAGCUUUUUUUUAGUGGUUAUAUUCAUAGAUUUAAAAUUUGUAACCGUAAUCUAAUACAAUCUGUAACGGACCAUUUUACACAUAAGAGGUUAAAAACCGUUUAGGUGAUAUUCCCCUUUCCAGAUGCACCGACAGCUACUGUAAGCACCAAUCUCCCUAACCACAAACUACACAAAUUCACCAAAUCCCGAACAGCAAACACACGAAUACUGGAAACAGCCGAACAGGAAAAGCAUACAAUCAGCUUACACUCCUGGCAAUUAGCAUACAAUCCAAUUCCCCCAAUAACGAGACGACACUUUGUUUUGAGGGUCAAGCAGGAACAGACAGAGCUGUGGGUUUAUUGUUCUUAUAUACACAUAAGUACAACCCACAGGGUUUUGGAAAGCAAACAAUAAACACGUACAAUACACUCAGACACUCCCACACAAAAUUCUCCCCUCUGCCUGUGAUACAAUUACCUUACACAAUGGGUAAUGUAAUUAUAACAGCCAGAGAAAUACAGUUUUUCCACAUUAUUUUUACAUUUUUAGAAUCAGCAUACUCCAAAUACAAACAUAUGUCAAAAUCAUCCAAAUUGGUCCACUGGUUCAAAAGAUAGAUCGAAGUCCUUUGUGACCAAAUGAAGCAUGGCUUUUCUGCCCCAAACCAGUUCCACAGAGUCUUCUAUCCUGGAGAUAAUUGGGAAUUAAUCCCUUUAUCUCCAAGGACAGAGGCAAAACUCCAUUAAGCACAUGGCAGUAAAAAGACAGUAAAAUAGAAUAAAAUACACCAGGUUACAUUUAUCACAUAGAACAUACACAUUCAAUCGCCAUGGAGCCAAAGUCUUUCAUACAGUCUUUCAGUAUAGGCUGGGCUCCAUGGCAUUGCUAUCUGGGGUAGCAUGGCUUUAACAGUCUGCAGAAAGGCACAAAUACGCUUUUCUGCAGGGAAAAUAAAAGGUUUUAACUGCCGGGCCAUAGUCUAAAGAGAGCAGGCGAGCAACCAGGCUCCUCCAGUGGACAGUGGCGAGGCUGGUUUCGCCACACACUCACGCUGUAUACAGUUUUAUUUCAAUAAAACAUCAAUUUGGUGUAUUUUAAAAUGCUAGAAUUUGCAUGGUUUCUUCUCUUAAAUCCUAUCUAUUAAGGCUAGUAAUCUUAACAUCUACCCCCACCCUUUUUUGGAAUGCUUUCGUACACUGGAAAUUGUUAUUUUUUUUUUUUUUUAACUGGGCAAAUCUUUUGCAGAGUUAAAUGAGCAAGGGAAAAAGAAAUGUACCUGUGACUUUAAAAUAUAUUCGGGGAGUCACCCCUGUGUGUUGGUAGAGGCCUGCUCUGAAACUGCAGAGCUGCUCCGGGCGAGAAUAGAACCUUCCAUUUCCUGUUCCCUUGCUGACAGAAGAGGCGCAGGAAUGUCCGCACUCACGAGACACUUUACAUACACCCGCGGGUAUGUCCGUACUCGCAAAUCUACUUAAAGUGAGGGUACGCAAAGCGGGGUAUGCCUGUAUAUAUAUUUAUUUUUCUCUGAGAACCAGCAAAUUGCGAGAAUGAAUUUUAGUAGGUGAUUUAAAAUGUGAGGUCAUUUCUAAAAUGAAUGUCAAUAUUACCCGUAAUCGAGAAAUUUGUUCAGAUGUUUGGCUGCUUCACCAUACUUAUGGUUCUUCAUCUGUGUUUACAUGUACACUAACUGUUUCUCUCAAACUUUUCUUUACAGAAUUAGAGUGGAAACUUGCUGAGUCUGGUGCGGUAAAAACAGAUCUUGAGGAAAAUCCACAAAAGCAGAUUCAGGACCAGCUCAUGACUUCCAUUCAUACUUGAAUGCCCACCAGAAAAGACAGUGAUUCCGACGACGAUUGAUAUAUUUUGUGUAGUUUUCCAUCCAGUGUAACUCUUACAAGAGAUGGAUUAUUUGGUUAGGAUUCAUAUUUUAUUAAAAUAUGGAUUUGUCAUGUAAGAUUUUCUUACUGUAACACACAUUGUUUUGUCUCAUGUUAAAGCCUUCAAAACCUGCAUUUAUCUAGCAGCCUUACUAAUG
Molecule: messenger RNA, 17396 nt
Organism: Pelobates cultripes (western spadefoot toad)
Lineage: Eukaryota; Metazoa; Chordata; Amphibia; Anura; Pelobatidae
Source: the annotation of a GenBank genome assembly